AUGUCUAAUGAUCCAUUCAAUGAUUUAUCAGAAGAAGAAGAGGAUGACUUAUUUGGUGACAACCACAACUUUCACAACAAUACAGCUACAGCAAAUCCAUUCCUAAGUACAAAUAAUUUAACCUAUAACCCUCCAUCCUUUGGCUCUACUAAUCCUCCAUUCAACAAUUUAAAUCACAAAUACUCACUAACUACAACAUCAUCAUCAAAUUCAUCAAAUUCAAAAAAAUCAUCAUCUUUAAAUACAUUAACAAAAAAUAUAUAUCAAGAAUCAGAUUCAGAUGAUGAAUUUUAUAAAGAUUAUGAUAAUCAAUAUAAUUUUCCAAAACGUACAAAAACUGUCACAUUUGGUGAAAAUGACAGCAGCCAUGAAUAUAAUGAAAAAUUAAGUUAUCCUCCUAUAAUUUAUAAUUCAAAUUUGAAAAAUAAUAAUGAUUUUUAUGAAUUUGAUUAUGAAAAUUCAAAUUCUUCAUCAAUUACUGAUAAAUUAUAUAAUCAUAGCAAUACUGGUAAUAAUAAAUUUUUUACGGGAGAUGAUUAUAUGAUAAAUCCAUUAGAAGAUGCUAAUUAUGAAGGAGAUGAUGAUGAUUUUCUUGAUGAAAAUAACGAUAAUGAUGAAGAUGAUUUAUUUUCAUUAGGUGAAAUUGAUCCAAAUGAAGAUCCAGAUUUAUUUAGAAAAGCGACAAUAUUAUCAAAAAAGAAAUCAAUUAAAUUUAAUAAUGGUAGUUUAAGAAGAAGUGGUGGUACUAUCAAGAAAACAAAAAGUAGAGGUUCAACAAUAACAUUUGAUGAUGAUUUAAUUAAUUUAAAAAAUUUAAAAUAUACCAAAACCAUAAAAAAGGCAAAAUUAAUUAAUGGAAACUAUAUAAUUGAUGCACCAAUCCCCAAAGCUUUAUUAGAUACAUUUGGUAAGAACAUUAAUGAUUUAGAUACAAGUAGAGAAAUGAAAUUUAUGAGAUAUACUGCAGCAACAUGUGGUCCAUCAAAUUAUAUAAAAUUUAAUUAUAAUUUACGUCAAGAAUUAUAUAAACCCACCCGUCAAACAGAAAUAAUGGUUUGUAUAACAAUGUAUAAUGAAGAUGAAAUAUUAUUAGCUAAAACUCUUAAGGGAGUUUUUGAAAAUAUAAAAGAUUUACAAAAUAGAUCAAAUUUAAAAUGGGGUGAAAAUUCUUGGAAAAAAAUUGUUGUUUGUAUUAUAAGUGAUGGUAGAUUACAAUUAAAUAAAAGAACUGAAAUUUUAUUAUCAACUUUUGGAAUAUUUCAAGAUGGUUAUGCAAAAUCUAAAAUUAAUGAUAAAUCAGUAAAAGCUCAUAUUUAUGAAUAUACUUCAACUGUUGGAAUAGAUACUAUAAAUGAUCAUGUACAUUUAUCAACAAAUUCAAUGCCUGUUCAAUUUAUUUUCUGUUUGAAGGAAACAAAUUCUAAAAAGAUUAAUAGUCAUCGUUGGUGUUUUCAAGCAUUUGCACCAAUUUUAAAUCCUAAAAUCAUAAUGUUAUUAGAUGUUGGUACAAAACCUGCUAAGGAUGCUUUUUAUCAUUUAUGGAAAAAUUUUCAAGAUCCAACUGUUGCAGGAGCAUGUGGAGAAAUGAAAGUAAGUUUAGGAGAAAAUAAAAAAUUAUUAAUGAAUCCUCUUGUUGCAGCACAAAAUUUUGAAUAUAAAAUUUCAAAUAUAUUAGAUAAACCAAUGGAAUCAGUAUUUGGAUUUAUUAGUGUAUUACCUGGUGCUUUUAGUGCUUAUAGAUAUGAAGCAUUAUUAAAUGUUAAUGGGAAAGGUCCAUUGGAAAAAUAUUUUAAAGGAGAAUAUUUACAUAGUAUAACAUCAAAUGAAGAUGAAGAUUCAGAUUCAGAUGAUGAAAAAGAAAUUAAAGAAAGAAAUUUUAAAGAUUCUGGUAUUUUUACAUCAAAUAUGUAUUUAGCAGAAGAUAGAAUAUUAUGUUUUGAAUUAAUUGCUAAAAAAAAUAAUAAUUAUAAAUUAAGAUAUGUUAAAGAAGCAAAAGCAGAAACUGAUGUACCAGAAUCAAUAGAUGAAUUUAUAUUACAAAGAAGAAGAUGGUUGAAUGGAUCCCUUUUUGCAGCAACUUAUGCUAUUGUACAUUGGACCAAAAUAUGGAAAUCAAAUCAUUCUUUGGGUAGAAAAUUAUUUUUACAAUUUGAAUUUUAUUAUCAAUUAAUUACAAUAUUAGUAUCAUGGUUUUCAUUAAGUUCAUUUUUUUUAGUAUUUAGAAUUUUAACUGCUAAUUUAGGAGCAGUUGAUAUGAAUUUUGCAAUUGGUAAAAUAUUAGCUAUUAUAUUUUUAUGGUUUUAUAUUGGUUGUAUUGUAUGUACUUUUGUUUUAUCAUUUGGAAACACUCCAAGAGGUACAAAAAAAUUUUAUUUAAUUAUAAGUUAUAUAUUUGCAAUUAUGAUGAUUUAUAUGUUAUUUUCAGCAAUAUUUUUAGCAAUUCAUACAAUAAAUUCAAUAUUAGAUGCCCACAAAAGUGAUUUUAAAAUUAUAAUGAUUUUUCAAAAUUCAAAAUUUAGAGAUUUAGUAAUAUCAAUGUUAUCAACUUAUUUAUUAUAUUUUAUUGGUUCAUUAUUAUAUGGAGAACCAAGUUUUAUGUUUACUUCAUUUAUUCAAUAUAUUUUAUUAUCUCCAACAUAUAUUAAUGUUUUAAAUAUUUAUUCAAUAUGUAAUAUUCAUGAUGUUUCUUGGGGUACAAAAGGGAAUGAAAAUGCCAAAAAUUUAGGUAAUAUAAAAACUAUAGGUAAUAAUAAAGAUAAAAUAUUAAUGAUUGCACCAGAAAUUAAUGAAAUUACAAAUGAAAAUUAUUUAAACAAGAUUAACUACCUAAAGACAACUUUAGCAUCACAAGAGAAAAAACCUAUUAUAAAUCAUAAAUUAAAAGAUGAUUCAUAUUAUGCAUUUAUUAGAACAAUAACAGUAUUAAUAUGGAUGUUAACAAAUUCCAUAUUAAUUUUAAUAGUAUUAGAAAAUGGUGGUAUAAAUAUUUUAACAAAUCAUAUAACUAUAAAUAAAGAUGGUUCAAUAAUUGCAAAUUCUGAAAUUUUUUUAACUAUUAUAUUAUGGAUUGUUGCUGGGUUAGCAAUUUUUAGAUUUUUUGGUUGUUUAAUUUAUUUGAUUGGUAAUGGAUUUAGACCAUUAAAAUGGAAAAUUAAAAAUAGGAAAAAUAAGAAGAAGCAGUUGCAAAAAAAUUUAAAUAAAGAAGUUGAAGUAUGA
Messenger RNA from Lodderomyces pseudojiufengensis, 3216 nucleotides. RefSeq names its product Chs8p (gene CHS8). Bases 1 to 3216 code for a protein of 1071 amino acids. Gene Ontology annotation, cellular component: cell periphery; cell septum. The transcript has a single exon. Gene Ontology annotation, molecular function: chitin synthase activity. NCBI's taxonomy places the organism in Eukaryota, Fungi, Ascomycota, Pichiomycetes, Serinales, Debaryomycetaceae. The record is from RefSeq and is a predicted model, not a curated record.